AUGGCAGUUGGGUGGACAACUCCGACAGCAACACCAUCCCUGGGUACGGGUCGAAUUGUCUUCACCACCGGAAGCACUAUCGUGAUUGAUGCACCUGCUAAAGAGUUGUUCAAUGCCAUGGUCGAUUUUAGAAGAUACAGCGAGUGGAACACUUGGACUCCCAGACUCACAUUCAUCGAUACUGAAGCUUCAGAAGCGGGGGAGCCAGGAGCCAACGGGAUUCUGGAGACUCUGACCGAUAGCGGUGACGACAUCAUGAAAAUCCCAAUUGAGAUCCUAAUAUUAAGCCACGGGGAGCAACAAUCUAAGCUGGCAUGGAAGAGCAAUUACCUACCCUUGUGGGCUGCAACCCUUGAGCGGGUACAAGUUGUCACUGCCAAGGGGCCAGAUGCGUGUGAAGUCAAGAACUGGGAGUCUUUGGGUGGCCUUGCAGCAUAUGCGAUGAAGCUCUCGUGGGUAUCAAAACAACUUGAGGCAGCUAAUGUGCGGUACCUUGACGAGCUUGCGGCUUUUGUGAAAGGUGAUGUUGCCAAGAAGGCUGCGCUUGUGAAGGCUUGA
Fusarium proliferatum ET1 is the source of this 558-nucleotide messenger RNA. RefSeq lists its product as uncharacterized. The transcript is spliced from 2 exons. Lineage: Eukaryota; Fungi; Ascomycota; Sordariomycetes; Hypocreales; Nectriaceae. Bases 1 to 558 code for a protein of 185 amino acids. The record is from RefSeq and is a predicted model, not a curated record.